AUGACAUUUCGUCGAUCACAUCCCAAUCAAAUAUUUCGUAAGCCAGCGUCUAAUCGGGAAUUGGAACUGGAGCAGGUAAAUCAAGCUUUGAGAGAUGAAUUAUCUAACGAAAUUUCAAUCAAUAAAUCGAAUGAAAAAUAUAUAAAGGAUCUGGAGCAUAAAUAUAUCAGAUGUGAGAAAGAAAUCCAAUCUCUCAAGAAAGAACUGGAACGGCUUGAAAAUGUUUCAGAGGAAGAAAAGGCGGAGUUGAGAUCGGAAAUAUCAUUCCUUAGAAAAAGCUUAUAUCAAGCUAAAAAGGAG
Messenger RNA from Paraglomus occultum, 300 nucleotides. The record is from the annotation of a GenBank genome assembly. Lineage: Eukaryota; Fungi; Glomeromycota; Glomeromycetes; Paraglomerales; Paraglomeraceae.